GGGAGAAUCAGUUGUUCAGGCCACCUGAUGGUUCAGAGUAUCCCUGUUCGGGGCCGAAUAUCAACAAUUCAGCCUCACAGGACACGACCCCGGGUGCCAGAAGGAGACAAAGAAGCAGUUCAAGAACGCUUUUUCAGGCCAUACUUUCUACAGGCUCCAGGUGACAUGGUAGCACAUGAAGGGCGACUUUGUAGGUUGGAUUGUAAGGUGAGCGGGUUACCGACUCCAGAGCUGACGUGGCUUCUGAACGGCAAACCUGUGCUACCAGAUGGCACCCACAAGAUGCUGGUCAGAGAGACUGGAGUUCACUCUCUGCUUAUUGAUCCUCUCACACAAAAUGAUGCUGGAACUUACACCUGCCUUGCCACUAAUAAAACAGGACAAAAUUCAUUUAGUCUGGAGCUCACGGUUGUAGGUAAGAAUAACUAA
This is a messenger RNA of Calidris pugnax (ruff), 429 nucleotides long. Its product is annotated as myopalladin-like. Gene Ontology annotation, biological process: homophilic cell-cell adhesion; axon guidance; dendrite self-avoidance. The record is from RefSeq and is a predicted model, not a curated record. NCBI's taxonomy places the organism in Eukaryota, Metazoa, Chordata, Aves, Charadriiformes, Scolopacidae. Gene Ontology annotation, molecular function: cell-cell adhesion mediator activity. The annotation marks the transcript as partial. The transcript is spliced from 3 exons. Gene Ontology annotation, cellular component: axon; plasma membrane.